Caenorhabditis briggsae is the source of this 1593-nucleotide messenger RNA. Gene Ontology annotation, cellular component: cytosol. Gene Ontology annotation, molecular function: mRNA 3'-UTR binding; metal ion binding. The transcript has 8 exons. Lineage: Eukaryota; Metazoa; Nematoda; Chromadorea; Rhabditida; Rhabditidae. Bases 1 to 1593 code for a protein of 530 amino acids. The record is from RefSeq and is a predicted model, not a curated record.
AUGUCCGGCUUCAUCCAGAUGGCGUUCUAUCCAGGCUUUGAUGUUUCUCCAGUUCCUCAAAUGUACUUCCCAGCUUCCUACCUUGGGCAGUGCACAGAAUUCUUCGAUAUUCCAGUAGAUGACAAGGAGAACCAAAAUGUGCCGCCAAUGCACAAAAAUUUUAAGACUGAAAUGUGUCGCCACGUCAUUGCCAGAAGAAUCUGCCGAAAAGGAGUCAUGUGCUCAUUUGCUCACUUCCCAGAGGAGCUCCAGGCGCCAGAGAAGGCUUUUUGGCCCAGAAAACCCCAACCGGAAACCACAGCAAACCAAAAAACGAAACUGUGUGUCAAUUAUUACAAAGGUGGCUCUGGAUACUGCCCGUACGAGCAUCGGUGCCAGUUUAUUCAUCCAGCCGAUGGAAAAUUGUACCAGGAACGUUUUGCGGAUACUGUAGAGUUUCAGAGAAUCAAGGAAGCGCAUCAGAAGGAGAUCCAGGCACUUCAUAUCCACCGACUCCAAGGCGGUCCAAAAGCUCUCCAAAUUGAAGUUCAGAUAAACCUGAAAAUCCGAGAAUUCAAUAAAAGCCACCCAAGUGGUCCGAACUACUACGAUCUACAUGGAAUGACUAGGAUGGGAGCAGACGUCUACAUUGCCGAUAUUUUGAAGUCGAUGGUUCGAAAAAAUGUGAAGGAAUCGAGAAUAGAGGUCACGACCCGGGAAACUUCAUUGAAUUUUGGAAAACCCAUGAUUACAGUAUACCAUAUUUCUACUCUUUCCCCAACCAACAUAUUUUCCCAUAGGGAAUACCGUAAGCAUGUGAAGACAGGAGAACUUUUAAAACCAAAUUUGAGAAUCAUGUACAACUCACCAGUCGUCGUCUGCCGGAUCACCGACGUCUUUCCAGAAGCGUCUUAUGGAUGUUCCCCAGUUCCACAAGCUCAAGUUCCAUGGAACUGGAAGACCCAACUGUGCCAUCACUUCACAGUUGGUGCAUGUUGCCCAAAAGGACCACUAUGUCAAUUUGCCCAUGGCUUGCAGGAGCUCAGAACCGUGGCACAAAAUCGAGCCAAGAAGGAGCAGAAGAUUCCGGAGAGGCACAAGACCAAGUUGUGCGCCAACUUCUCAAAGUCCGGGUCUGAAGUGUGCCUCUAUGAACAGCGCUGCCAAUUCAUCCAUCCGUCGGAUGGUGAGCUGUACCAGGCUCUUUUCUCGGAGACCUUGGAGUUCGAUAGAAUGCUGAAGACGCAUCUGGCAGAGUGUCAGGCUCUUCAUGCUCAACGACUCCAAUCGCCAGAUCCAAAUGAGCGCCAGAUGAUGGAGGACGAAAUCAACCUGAAAGUCCGAGUCUGGAAUUUUACCCACCCCAAGAAAGAAAACUAUUAUGACCUGCACGCCAUGACAACUGGUGGAGCAAUUAAGUAUGUUUUGGGUAUAAUUAAUUAUAUGAAUUCCAACAAUAUCCCCCAAUCCCUCCUAGAAACAGGUCGUGGUAAUCAUUCCACUAACAAUUUCCCAGCUAUCCGAACUAUCUUGUUAAAUAAUUUAAAUGGUUUUAAUGGUGUCUCUUUUGUACCCCAAUUAGGUAAUGAUGGCAUUUUGGAAUUGUCUAUUUAA